AUUCCAAAUACACGAAGCCACAACCUUCAUCUUCCUGCCGUUAGGAUUUGCUUCCAGCGUAUACCCAUCUCGGUUUCCUAUUGCAGUGUUGGACAGAUCACCUGUCAUGUCUCAGCAACCAAUGCCAGACGAUGGCGUCCCCGGGGAUUUCGAACACCCCAAUCAGAAUCUACGUCGGUCCAUCAUCAUCGCGCUCUACUUUGCCUUUAUCCUGUCCACAACUGCUGUCGCCCUCCGGCUUCUAGCGAGGAAGCUAAAUGGCACCCGACUAUACUUGGAUGAUUAUCUGAUUUUGAUCGCUCUUCUUUUCAAAUAUGGAUGCUCAAUCGGAGUUACGAUCCUACUUUUCAACGGGCUGGGCUCCCACAUCACCAUGAUUCCCCAGAAAAAUCUCACAGUGUAUCUGAAGAUUGGAUGGUCCAACCCCUUGGUUUACACCAGCUGCAUCGCCUUUAUUAAACUAUCCGUCCUGGCACUUUAUAAGCGCUUAUUCUCCACUCCGCGUAUGAUUCUCGCCGCCAAUAUCGUCGCCUGUUUUGUCAUCCUCUGGGCCCUGAGCGUUUGUGUGGUGGGGAUCUUGUUGUGUCUUCCGGUCAACAAGUUUUGGGACCCAACGGUGCCAGGAUCCUGUCUCGACUCUGCCCAAUAUUACUAUGGCCAGCAAAUCCCAAACAUCUUGACCGACGUGGUUCUUCUCAUAAUGCCCUUGAAAUGCGUAUGGGCACUACCAAUCUCCAGGACCCAGAGAGUGCUGCUCUCUGGUGUGUUUGUCACUGGUGGCUUAACCCUAAUUUUCGACAUCGUCCGUCUCGUAGCCAUGAUAGACCUUACACGCUCUGGUCCUGAUGUUACCUACAACCAAGUCCCCGUCGUGGUGUGGACCUGCAUCGAAGCAACAGUAGGAAUUAUCGCCGCCUGCCUGCCUAACCUGAAGCCACUCUUCAAGCUCAGUCGGGGCAGUUUCUGGUCCCAGCUGCGAUCUGGCACUGGUCACUCCAAUCAGCCUCUCAAUCCGUCGUCGCAGGAACUGUCCAUGGAAGAGAACAACUAUGACCCUUACUUUGCCCAGACUAACAUUUAUGCUCGACACAGCGUCUCCAUUCAUUAUAGCAAGCCUUGAGGACUUUUGCGUUUUGUUAUCUUUCCUUUGUUCAUCGCUGUGACUGAAAUAACCCCUUGCCAGUCGGGCCAUAGCCUCUUACAACCUAACUCUGAACAUAAUCAUUUAUAAUUUGUGUAUAAAAGUUCGUUGUCGCGAGACAAAAAGAAAAAGACCCAGGAAGGAAAAUCUCUUGUAUGUACAUAGCCAAUUGAGCCAUGAUUAC
This is a messenger RNA of Aspergillus caelatus, 1325 nucleotides long. Its product is annotated as putative integral membrane protein Pth11-like. The record is from RefSeq and is a predicted model, not a curated record. Lineage: Eukaryota; Fungi; Ascomycota; Eurotiomycetes; Eurotiales; Aspergillaceae. The coding region runs from base 107 to 1120 and encodes 337 amino acids. The transcript has 6 exons.